This is a messenger RNA of Motacilla alba alba, 1370 nucleotides long. RefSeq names its product caudal type homeobox 2 (gene CDX2). The transcript has 3 exons. The coding region runs from base 236 to 1051 and encodes 271 amino acids. The record is from RefSeq and is a predicted model, not a curated record. Gene Ontology annotation, cellular component: nucleus. Gene Ontology annotation, biological process: cell differentiation; embryo development; regulation of transcription by RNA polymerase II. Gene Ontology annotation, molecular function: RNA polymerase II transcription regulatory region sequence-specific DNA binding; DNA-binding transcription factor activity, RNA polymerase II-specific. Lineage: Eukaryota; Metazoa; Chordata; Aves; Passeriformes; Motacillidae.
CAUUGGAUUCGGACCGGGAGCGCGGAGGAGCGCGGAGCGCAGCGCGGGGCCGCGGCCCCUCCGCCUGCCCCCUCCCCGCCCCGGGCAGCCCGGCCCCAGGCAGCAGCAGCAGCAGCAGCAGCAGCAGCAGCAGCAGCAGCAGCAGCAGCAGCAGCAGCAGCAGCAGCAGCAGCAGGCGCGCCGCGGCGAGAGCCCCGAGCAGCAUGUGGAGAGCCGCCGCCGGGGCCCCGCCAGCAUGUACGUGAGCUACCUCCUGGAGAAGGACGGGCCCAUGUACCCCGGCCCGGUGCGGCACUCGGGGGGGCUUAACCUGGCGGCGCAGAACUUCGUCGGUGCCCCGCAGUACGCGGACUACGGCGGGUACCAUGUGAACCUCGACGGCGCCCAGUCCCCCGGGCCGGCCUGGCCCGCGCCCUACGCCGCCCCGCUCCGCGACGACUGGGGCACCUAUGGCCAAGGGGCGCCGCCGGCCGCCGGCGCCGUCCACGGCCUCAACGGGGGCUCCCCCGCCGCCCCCAUGGCCUACAGCCCCGCCGACUACCACCACCACCAUCACCACCCGCACGCCCACCACCACGCCGGCCCCGCGCCCCACUGCUCCGCCGGGGUCAUGCAGCCCCUCAACGCCGCCAGCGCCGCCGCCAGCGCCGCCCCCGAGCCGCUCUCCCCCGGUGGGCAGCGCCGCGGCCUCUGCGAGUGGAUGAGGAAGCCGGCGCAGCCCCCGCUCAGCAGCCAGGUUAAAACCAGGACGAAAGACAAGUACCGCGUCGUGUACACCGACCACCAGCGGCUGGAGCUGGAGAAGGAGUUUCACUACAGCCGCUACAUCACCAUCAGGAGAAAAGCGGAGCUGGCCUCCAACCUGGGGCUGUCGGAGAGGCAGGUGAAAAUCUGGUUCCAGAAUAGGCGGGCGAAGGAGAGGAAGAUCAACAAGAAGAAGCUGCAGCAGGCGCAGCCCGGCGGCGCGGAGCCCCUCAGCCCCAGCGCCUCCUUGCAGGGUCCCGCGGCGGGGGCGGCGGCCGCCGGGCUGGGCCCCGCCGCCCCGCAGUGACAGCGGCCGGGGACAACGGCGCAGGGACUGCUGGAGGACGCGGCGGAUCGGGCCGGGCCGGGGGGCACGGCGGGAGCGGCCCCCCCGAUGCACUACACCGCCCCGCGGGGCCGGCCGUGUGUACAGGUGUACAGUGUAUGUGUCUCGUCGUCCGGGGGAAGCGCGUCCAUCGCUUUAUUAAUAUUAUUAUUAUGUUUGGGUGCUUUUUUUUACCCUGGAAUUUGUUAGAUGAAGUGGGGGCGCUGCCUGCCAGUCAACCCCCGGUAUAUCUCAGGGAUCGGUCCAAAAGACCUUUGCAAUGUUGUUGGGCUAAUGAUGA